Molecule: messenger RNA, 833 nt
Organism: Folsomia candida
Lineage: Eukaryota; Metazoa; Arthropoda; Collembola; Entomobryomorpha; Isotomidae
Exons: 3
Coding region: 91-747 (218 amino acids)
Source: RefSeq, a predicted model, not a curated record
UACUUCAUUCCCCAAAUAAUCCAAUAGAGAAAGGUUUGAUUUAGUUUUUAGUCACUAUUUUUCAGAAAAUUUGGGAAUUACGAGAUCAACAUGAGUUGUUCUUUAAAUUCUCGCCUCAUUCUGUGUUCAUUUCUUUUGAUUCAGCUAUUGACACAUAUUCGCCUUGCUCGUGGAAACGGUAGGCUUUUAGAACCCCCGAGUAGGUCAUCUUUAUGGCGCAGCGGUGAAUUUAAGCAGUUCAAUCCACCAGUUAACUAUAACGAUAACCAUUUGGAUUGUGGUGGCGCUCUGGUCCCUGAAGAUGAGUCUAUAACCUGUGGAAUUUGUGGUGAUUCAUUCAGCGAUCCGAUCCCUCGACCCAAUGAAGAUGGUGGAGAAUUCUCCCGUGGAAUAAUUGUUCGAAAAUACACACCUGGACAAGAAAUCCCUGUCACUGUUCAAUUAACUUACGGACAAAAAGGCAGCUUUGACUUCACCCUUUGUGCACGUGAUGGAGAAAAGGACCACCGAGAUCCAGCCUGUUAUGGGGAGCACCUCCUGAAAAUAGUCCCCAUUACAGAAGCUGCAGGAAAAUAUUACAACUUGACUGUAACCCUGCCUUCGAAUGUUAAGUGUAAGAAUUGCGUAUUCCGGUGGCGCUACCGAACAGCGAACAAUUGGGGAGAAUGUGGAAAUGGAAAGCCAGGUGCGUUAGGGUGUGGACCACAACAGUCGUUUCAUGGAUGUUCGGAUAUUUCAAUUGCUUAAUUAAAACUCAUAUUUAAAAAUUACUUUGAGAAAUGUCAAUGCAAAUGCCAAUUGAAAUAAAUACAAUUGUUUGAAAUUUAAAUUCA